AUGGUUACCAUUCAUAUACUGGAGGUCCAGUUGGGUGAUCCCGACAGCAAAUAUAUUUCGGAUGGAGAACGUAGUAGUAUACUUUCGAAAUUUGUACAAGAAAAGCUUCUAGGUGAAUUAUGUGUUGAGGAAUGGAAGGAUUGGAGGAAAUGUCUAAGAGAGAAUAGAGAAAAAUGGUUCGGUUCUUGGCGAUGUAGACCCAUGUAUAAAUUAUUCGAUCAAUGCCAGAACAAAUAUCUUUUAAAUCCAGAGGAAGUGAAAAAGUUGGAGGAAGAUUACCUAAAAUUCCGUUCAGAUUAUCGGAAAACUGGUGUAGGCCGCUCAUUUAUGACAAAAGAACGAAUCAGAGAGUUUUGCGAAAUAUAA
Messenger RNA from Trichobilharzia regenti, 366 nucleotides. The record is from the annotation of a GenBank genome assembly. Lineage: Eukaryota; Metazoa; Platyhelminthes; Trematoda; Strigeidida; Schistosomatidae.